AUGCCUCAUCUAUUGCGGCAGAACCUGCUGUUGCCCGCACCGCCCACGGUGGUCAUGCACGAUCCUCGGACCCACCUGCGACACCUGCCGCCGGCCUAUAGUCCCGCCCAGACUCCGCUGAGUCGGGAUAGGGAACGGGACUUUGCACCACAGGUGCGCUAUCACCUGGAGCAGCCACGCAGGCCCAAGUUGCGACCCUGCAAGGUCAUAUUUGUGGGCGACUGCUCGGUGGGCAAGACGGCCAUCGUGAAUCGCUUCUGCUUCGACAAGUUCCAGUCGAACUACAAGGCCACCAUUGGCGUUGACUUUGAGCUGGAGAACUUUAACAUAUUGGGUCACAAUUAUGGUCUGGAAAUGUGGGACACUGCCGGACAAGAGCGCUUUAAGUGCAUUGCAGGAGCUUACUAUCGCAAUGCAAGUGUGAUAGUGGUCACCUUUGACAUGACUAAGCGUGAUUCCCUGGAAUCGGCAAAAAAAUGGCUCAACAGUGCACUUAACUAUAACGCUGGCCAGAAACCGCUAAUAUUUUUGGCGGGCACAAAAGCAGAUCUCUUGACAAAAGAGGAGUUCCUGCGGAUGGAGCGUUUGGCGGGCUUGGCCGCUUCCGAAAUGCAGGCGGAAUACUGGUCAGUAUCGGCCAGAUCCGGAUAUAAGGUCACGGAACUAUUUCAAAGGAUUGCAGGCUUGGCCUUCGAGGAGGCCAUAAAGCAGGAACUGAAGUAUCACAAAGGCACGGCCCAGGAAAAGGGGAAGACUGAUGUAUCAGCUAAAUCGCAAACUUUUGAUUUACGUAACUUUAUUAGCAGUCGAUUUGCGCCUCAAAAAAGUGGUUGUGCUUGCUAG
Molecule: messenger RNA, 843 nt
Organism: Drosophila serrata
Lineage: Eukaryota; Metazoa; Arthropoda; Insecta; Diptera; Drosophilidae
Gene: RabX5
Product: RAS oncogene family member RabX5
Molecular function (GO): GTP binding; GTPase activity
Source: RefSeq, a predicted model, not a curated record